GGCGCACCCAGGUAGGCAGCAGCUCGUGCCCCAAGCUUCCACUGGUGCUAUAUACACGCAUCCGCUCACUGGAAGCAGAUCAUUUUACCUCGUCAAGUCAAGAUCCAAUCCAUCUGCGAACGAUAUCUUCCGAUCGAGCGAGCAUGGCGUUCCCGACCUGCUCCGUGGCGCCGCUGAGCAAGGUGCAGCGGCUGUACGACGCCUGCGACAUGGUCUUCUCGUCGGCGACGGCGGGGAUGCCGAUGCCCGCCACCCUCGGCGGGAUCAGGUGGCUGCAGCAUCUCCUCGAUGGCAUGGCGGCGGCGGACGUUGGGAUCGACGACGGGGAGAAGCAGCCGGCGUCGAUGGACGGAGCCGAGCCGAGCCCGAAGAAGAGCGUCCGGCUACUGCCGGCGCAUGGGUUCACACGGAUCACCUACGUCCACAUACACCAGUCCGACGACUUCUCGAUCGGCGUGUUCUGCUUCCCGGCCGGCGCAACGCUGCCGCUCCACGACCACCCGGAGAUGGUGGUUCUGAGCAAGCUCCUGUACGGAUCGGUGCGGGUCAGGUCCUACGACUGGGUCACCGCGCCGCCGAGCUCUAGCCAAAGAAAAUGUGGCUUGGCGAGGGUGGUGGCCGCCGACGAGGUGCGGCGAGCGCCGUGCGAGACGUCCGUGCUCUUCCCGCGGGGCGGCGGGAACAUGCACGCCUUCACCGCCGUCACGCCGUGCGCGAUCCUCGACGUAAUCACGCCGCCCUACUCAGAGGAGCACGGCCGGCCGUCCACCUACUUCAACGACGUCCCCAUCGUGUCUCUUCCAGGUUUUGCAUUUUUGGAGGAGGUGGAGAUGCCCGAAGAUCUCAGCGUCGUCGGUGCGCCCUAUCUUGGCCCUCGAAUUACGGUCGAUAUGGAUGAAGACGAAGAUGACGACUACUACGACGAACACUAUGACGACCAUGAUGACUAUGACGAUUACCACCAGUAGCUAGCUAGCUUUUUUUACAAGCGCGUAAUUAGCUGCGUGUACAGUGUACUGAUAAUUAUGUAGAGUGCUCCAGUUUCUUUUCGUGUGUCUUGAUAUGAUGGUGCACACAAAUCGUAAAGAGAAGAGAUUGCUGCGCAUAAUUUCGUGAGCUAGAUAAUCCUGCGGAGACAUCUACGCUUGUUUCCGGCUGAAAUUGCAAUUGAGCAGGACUCA
Molecule: messenger RNA, 1181 nt
Organism: Lolium perenne
Lineage: Eukaryota; Viridiplantae; Streptophyta; Magnoliopsida; Poales; Poaceae
Product: plant cysteine oxidase 4
Molecular function (GO): oxidoreductase activity, acting on single donors with incorporation of molecular oxygen, incorporation of two atoms of oxygen
Source: RefSeq, a predicted model, not a curated record